Molecule: messenger RNA, 2292 nt
Organism: Canis lupus familiaris (dog)
Lineage: Eukaryota; Metazoa; Chordata; Mammalia; Carnivora; Canidae
Gene: TEX52
Product: testis expressed 52
Exons: 6
Coding region: 459-1397 (312 amino acids)
Source: RefSeq, a predicted model, not a curated record
CGGCCUCUCCUGACAAUCAGGCCCACAGGUGGAAUGGCCAGUAGCCCACCAAGACAACCCAGAGGGCGGCGUGUUCCGCCUCAUGUCCAAAAACCUUUCUUGCAGGUAGGAGGUGGGGCCCUAUCUCCACAGCCUAUCUGUUUGCACACUGCUGGGCUAAGGACUGCCCCCCUGGGGUCAGGGGGUCAAUAGAUGUCUCUCAGUCCUGUGGUACUAUGAACACAGAGCUCAGAACAGAGAAAAGGAGAUGCCUGGUUAUUACAUCUCCCAGCCCCACCUCCUGGGGUGGUCACGUGGAAAUGACAGCAGAGUGGGCCCAAGAGGCAGGUGAGUUUUUGUAGUCAAUAAGGUCCUAAGGUGGAAAGAAGAGCAUAGUCUCAUGAGUAAUACGGACAGAUGGCUCAAGUCCCAGCUCUGCCACUCACAGACCUGGCAACCUCGGUGAGGGAAACGCACCCAUGAGAGAGAAACGAGUAAGAGGACGAGUCCGGGAGAGAAGAACCCCUGGGCUGCAUUCUCCGGAGAAUGAUUUUCCUUCUACGCCUCGCUCGAUGGCCCAGGCCAGCGAGCCCCUCCUGACGUCCCAGACGCGGGCCCGGCGCGAGUUCCUCCUCCCUGGUGCGGCCCGGGCGUGGCCUGGCUUCACCCCGCAGGCCUACCGCCGGCUGGCUCUGAGGCUGCCGCCCUGCACCGCGCGCAAGGCCGAGGUGCGCCGCCGGCUGCUCCGCCCCGAGAAGGACGCGGCGCAGCACACCUGGGGCUUCCACACGUGGCUGGACGUGGGCCGCCUGCCCGCCGCCUUCCCCACCAGGCCCGACAGGCCCUACGAUAGCAACGUGUGGCGCUGGCUGACCGACCCCGAGGCCCACGGCAGGCCCCCUGCGGAGCCCCCCAUCCCUCCUCCCUCCUGGAUGGGUCAGAACAGCUUUCUCACCUUCAUCUGCUGCACUCCCAUCUUCGUGGACGAGAACAGGAAGAACCAGGUGACUGUCAGGGCCGUGCAGGAACUGAGAGAGCUGGAGAAACUCAAGCUGAGGAGUGAAGCCAGGGCCCCUCCGCUCGAUGCCAAGGGCAACAUCCUGCCCCCAAAGAACUUCAAGAAGUACCGGCACAUCUCCGCUGGUGGAAGGUUUGAGCCCCAAGGCCUCCAGCUAAUGCCCAACCCACUUCCCAAUGAUUUUGCCAGGGGCUGGCCCUGCCCGAACCCUCUGCCUCAUUACCAGGAGAAGGUGCUAAAACUGGCCUUGCUGCCUAGUGCACCCCUGAGCCAGGACCUUGUGAGGAAUUACCAAACCCUGAUAGAGAACCGGGUUGCCUUGCCCCUCUGUCAUCUCUCCGAGGCACCACCUGGCAAAACCUUAACAAGGAAGAUGAAGAGAAGACCUGGACAGACCUAAAGAGCCUCCAGCUGGGCAAGGCCAAUGCAUCUUCAGCAAGAAGCCUUUGGGGAUGCUCAAGGACUGGCUUCUGCAGAACAGAGCCUCUCCACUCUCCCUCCAACCUCAAGCCACCUCUGUCUUCCAGGGCUCCUGAAGAUGCUACUGACACUCUAAAUUUUUAUCUGUCUUCCUUGGAGGACUCUCUCAUAGCAGCUACAUUUCAGAGAAUGGCAUUUCCUGAGUACUAGUGCUUCCCAGUUCCAAGCAACAAAGGCCUUGUCAGAGCAACUGAAAAUGAGGUGAUGCUGCCCCAACCUCACCCCACCCAAACUGCAAAUUCUGAAGUCUCUAUUCUACACCACAGGCACACAGUGAGAGAGAGAGAGGCAGAGACACAGGCAGAGGGAGAAGCAGACUCCCUGCACCGGGAGCCCGACGUGGGAUUCGAUCCCGGAUCUCCAGGAUCACGCCCUGGGCCAAAGGCAGACGCUAAACCGCUGCGCCACCCAGGGAUCCCUGUCUCAUUCUUGUUCAUUGAUAGUAUUACUUUCAAAAAAAUGAAUUAAUCAAGGCCUCUUGAAGAUGUUGAAGAAUUUUCAAACCUAAGGAGUGAAUUGCCAAAAAUAAAGUUGGAAGAGAUACCUUUCAAUACUGGGCCCAUCCAGCAUUGUAGUAUGUAGGCCACUCGCUGAUCUAUCAGUGUAUACAGUUGGUCCUAGUGAAGCAAACAGGAACCAAUACAACAUGUCAGUGGAUCCUCCUUGACUUCUAUCCCAGGCAAAUGUGUGGUGAUAAUGGAUGUCAAGGCAUGGGAGGGAGCUGGAAUAAUUCCACUGAAACUGAGUGUAAAUGAAACCAGGAUGUGAGUAGGCCAGAACCUGAUCAAUAAAAUCACACUACAGUUUGGUUUUCA